Messenger RNA from Gryllus bimaculatus (two-spotted cricket), 5656 nucleotides. The record is from the annotation of a GenBank genome assembly. NCBI's taxonomy places the organism in Eukaryota, Metazoa, Arthropoda, Insecta, Orthoptera, Gryllidae.
ACCGCAUCGCUUCCAGUGUUCAUUCAUUCUCCAUUCCAAUCAAUAUUUUUAGUGUGUGACAUUACUUGCCACUUAUGAGCCGGUUUCCGCGUAGGAUUUGGUACGUGAAUAGCCAUGUAUGUUCGAUAAUGAUUAUGAAUUUUGGUUCUCUGAAUGAAGUUAUGGUUUAGCUUGUUUACUGGCUUGCGAUGGAGUCACUAGCAGAGAAAUGGUCAUUAUGGCAGGCAUGGACGAACAUGAGAGGAAGAUAGUGAUUGAAUUCUGUCAUUUGUUGGAGAAAUCGAAACAGCUAUUCAAUGGCCUUAGGGAUUUGCCUCAGUAUGGACAUAAACAGUGGCAAGCAUAUUUUGGAAGAACAUUUGAUAUAUAUACAAAGCUUUGGAAAUUUCAACAGCAACAUAGCCUACGUACAAGUGAAACAAAUUACUUGAAUGAAGCAUACUCAUUCUAUGCUGCUAUUAGGGGGAGGGCAUACUAUUCCAGAGCAGCAAAGGAAGAUAGAUCGGACCUCAUGGUGAAAAAACUUAGAUAUUAUGCAAGAUUUAUUGUAGUUUGUUUACUUCUGAAGAAAAUGAAACUGGUGCGAGACUUAGUUAUGACUUAGUCCCCUAACAACACCACCUGUUGAGAAAUCACCGAUCAUGAACUUGACCCUCCAAGAAAUUCUUAUUGUUGGCAAUUGUAAUGAUCAGGUGAAGUUUAGUGAACUGACAAUGGAUAUGUUCAGAAUGCUGCAAACACUAGAGAGAGAGCCUCAGGAAGAUUUCAAUCACAUUUAUGAUGCUUCUCCUGCUCCAGGAAGAAUGCCUUUAGAGAAGGGUUACUCCUUGGCAGGUGGCAAAAGCUCAUAUCCUUUAGUAUCUGCAUGUCAGGAAAAUGGAGACCGGCCUUUGAAACGUGAAAACCCUCAUAAGUACCUGUUGUAUAAACCAACUUUCAGUCAGGUGAUGGUGUUCUUAGCUUCAGGUUUUAAAGAACUUCCUGCAAAUGGCGCAUUGCUUCUGUACAUUUCUGCAGAUGGCUGUUUUUCUUCCAUGAAACACCCUGAAGAUAUUGUUAUUGAAGACCGAGAAUGGAGCCCUUCCUUGGUAUUGAUGCUUAAAAUAGUGUUUGCAGAGUGGAUCACAUAAGCAUUAUUUUGCUGAAUCAUCACUGGCAAUGGGUUAUGAUUUGGGAGGAGUUUUAACAAGUAGUAAGAAGGAAUUAGAUCACACAAACAAGAAAGGAAUCCAAUUGAAAGAAAUGCACUGUUUAUAUCCUGGUGACCUGUACCCAUUCACUCGGAAGCCGUUUUUUGUGAUUGUGGAUUCUGACAACAGUUUUGUGUUCCAACACAUUCCACGUUAUUUUGGUCAGCCACUUGUUGUACUUAUGUCACCCCAGGAUGUUCCACCUGCCUUCCAAGAUCACCAGCACAACGGCAGUCUUUUUACCCUCUUCCUACAUAGCCCCCUGACAGCUUUCUGCUUUAUUUGUAAUAUCUUAAAUAUUCCUAUUCACCACUGGGAAAGAUGUCAGUCAUAUAUAGAUCGUUUUGUCACGGAAGCAAGUAGAUUAUUUACAAGGUGUCGAAUAGACUCAGCAUAUCUCCAGUUCUUUGGAGAUGACUUUUUAAGAUUAUUGCUUUUGAGAUACGUGUUCUGUGAUGUUGUUCUUCAUCUACACAGAUCUUUUAAGGGCCGACAAUUUAGACCAAGGUGCCAGCCACCAUUGCCUGAUGGAGAUUUAUUGGAACAUCCUGCUCUGCAACAUUUAGUUCUGGAUUUGGCUUCACAUUUGGAAGUCCGUGGACAUUUUAUGGAAACAAAUGAAAUGGACUGAUUGCUAGCUGGUAGCAGUUCACCUACUGCUUUAGCUCCUAGGAACUCAGAGCCUCCUGGAUUAAGCAGCAAUGUUCUGAAACAACAGUGUAUACUAAAAUCGCAGGUGAAAUUCGUACUUUGGACCAGUAUGUAUUACUCAACAAGCUUUGCGAACAGUGAUGGUCCAAGUAAGACAACAAUGCGUGAAGAAAUGUUUGUCCCUGUACAACAUGUAGAAAAAUAUAGUAUUGGAGUUUUACCUACAUCUGUUUGCAGCAGUUUAUUUGCAUGGAUAAUUGUUGUGUUGCAAGUGCUUGGUGGAGGCUUCAUUAAAUCGACAAUACAGAGAGAAGAUGUGCAACAGUUUCUAGUCAGUUAACAUUUAAACCUGUUAUAAUGGAAAGUGUGGUGAAGCUGUUACGUAUACAUUAUGUAUACAUUAUAUCUCACUUCACAGCAUGAACUUGAGUCAUCAUCAAGAUUAACGUGUUACAAAUUGUUAUAUUUCAACUGUACUACUGGUUCAUUACUUUCUUUUUCGUAACAAGGGAGCUUUGUCCGGGUAAUUUAUGAUGAAUUACCUGUAUUUUCUCAGAUAAAUCCUUUUUAUAGCUUUAAGAGAAUGUAAUUAUGAUUAAUCUUGAUGGAGAAUUGAAAAUCAGUGCUACAAUAGUUCUCAUGUUGCAGAGCAUUUUGUACAGCAUAGAGAAGGCUUCUGACAAGGCCUGCAUUGUUACGUAGGAAUAUUGCUAGAUGGUUUGCUUUAGAAAAUUGCAGCUUGGCGACUAGUCAUAUUGUUAGCGAUGCCAACCAACCACUGCCAUCCAAGACAAGUUGGAAUCGCUUACAGGCUGUGAGGCAAUGAGGGCCCAUGACUUAAAUUGUAUUGCAUUGAAUCUCUUAUGAUAAGCUGGGUAAUGAUUACAGUAAUCUGAUUGUUUGUAAUCAGUAGUUUCCUAUGUUGAUAUGAGAAAAACUUAAGUCUGCUGAAAGGAAUACAAUACUGUAUUCUUGAUUAUUUGGGAACAACUUUGUGACCCUGUGUGAUUUUUGUGAUACUCAUCUUCCAUAUUGGACUGUCUAAUUUCUACGGUCGGCCCAAUGUGUGCAUUCACUAAUGUGCAGUGCAUGGAUGGGAUGUUUCUUCUUAAUAUUUCAGUCCACCUCAUCUCUGUUAUUUCACUUCAGGGAAUACAACUGAAAUAACCACCACUUUACAUGUAAAUAACUGUAGUAAACAAUAAUUACCUUUUCUGUAUAUAAGAUAAUAUCAAGUACAGUAUUUAGUCUCCCUGAUUCGUAAUGUAUGAAUCUCGCUUCAUGAAAUAUAUUUAAUGAAAUGUUAAAGUGAAUAAUGAAAGUUAACACAAUCAUAUCAAUCUAAAAUACAUAUGUAAUACAGCAUAUGGAUCAUGUUCAUCAAUCACCUUAGCUUUAUUUAUUACUUUAUUUUUUAUUUAUAUGAUUAGAAGUUUUAUUUAUAGGUAUAUAUUUUUAUUUGAUUUUAAUAAUUUUAUUAAAACUACAGGAUAGACCAUGAGUAUUAUUUUAUUUGCAGUGUUGUUACAGCACUAAAGCUUGUGAUUUUUUUCUGGUCAGACAGAAACUAGUCUAGUCAAGGUGUACAAGAUGACAAAGUGUAUGUUUCUACUUUUUGUCAUGGAUGGGAGAUAUGAAGGCAGUCUCUGUUUCUGUGUUGAAUAUGCUGUUCUCUAUUAUUUCAUUGAAGUGUCUGGUCAGUUUUUGAAGUAUUUUAAUAUAUGUAUCUCAUUUCUUUCCUGGAAUGCUUAAACAUACAAACGUUCCUGAUGUUCAUAAUUAAACAGUUUACUGUAUGCAAUAUGAAACUGGGAUGGCUAACAUCUUUACUCAUUCAUGUAAUUUUGGGCUUCAGUUUACUUUGGUCAGUUAUUAGAUUUGCAACAUAGCUAUUAUGUAUAAGGAAACUUUAUUUCCAUCACAAAAUUGGGAGUAAUAAUGUGUUCAGAUAUUCAAUCAAAUAAUGGAAUCAAUAUUACUAGAUUAGUGCAAUUAAAUAAAGCAAUGAAACAUAAAGCAAUGGGCAUAAAAAUUACGAAAAUUUAUCGCCCACAAAUACUUCUUUAGAUAGGUACUUCUUGUAAAGAUUUUCCAUGUGUUGAGUAGAUUUUAUAAAAGUCAGUUGUAUUAAAAUUAAGCUAAUUUUCUGAAGUGAAUGGAUUUGAAUCCAUAUUUGUUCUAGUUUAAUAGAUAAGGAAAACCUGUUUUUUCAGUGACUGCAUCUUAGCUAUCAUUAUGUGUAUUUGCUUUUCCAGUAUUGACACAGUGUUGUGUUAAGUGAGACUGUCAAUGAAAUUUGAGUAAGUGUUGCACACUCAUUGAGUGUAGGUGGAAUGUCCUUUUUUAUUUGACAGAGUGGUAUAGGUACUCCAGAAGUAUCUAAUGUUAGUCAUGCGCGGUUGACUUUUUGAUUACUACACUGGGAGAUUUUAGGUCAGGAUUGACUCUCCCAUUGAAAUCAGUAGUCUCAAAGGCAUUGACCUGACAAUAUCAGCUUCCUCAGACCAUGAGGCAUUGAUAGCAAAGCACUGCAUGGUAGUGAUAUAAGGAAAGAGGAUAUUGUAAUUAAAUAGUAUCAGUUUGUGAGAAUAAAGAAAGAUAAGCCUUGAGGUUGUUCAGCUGCUUUAAUGUGGCUGAAAUAUUGUUAAAACUAUGCAUUCUGCAUUCCAUUUUGUAUUUAAUAAUGUGGGAGUUUGUGUGUUGAAAGGAGUUUUAAAAAGACAUUAUUUAAUCAUUCUGUGAGAAUGUUUUUACUUUCUCAAUAUAUGCAAUAUAAAAAAACGCAAUUGUGCAAAAAAUUAAUUUCAAGAUUUUUUAAAUUGUGCCUGUUGGAUGUCUAUUGGGGAGUGUAAUGGAAAUACUUGGCUUUUUAUAAUAAAAAUUAAUUAUUAAAACCUGCCAGCAAAUAAAGUAUUUUAUUCAGUGAUGUAGUUUCUUAAAAGAGAUGGCACUAUUGUUUGUUGUAUUGAUGAAGAUUGUGCUCGCAUGUAUCUCUAAGUUGGCAAUUAUCCAUAAACAGGGGUAACCUGUGCAAUAAUCUGCUGUGAAGCAUUAAUGUGUUGAGCAUUGCUUGCUCUGCCCAAGACUGCCGUGUUGCCAGAAUUCUGGUUCUUACGUCCUGAGUAAAGAGAAGGAUAACCACAUAUUUCUCAUGGUUGAUAGUUCAUUUCAAAGUUUGUUUUUUUAUCAAUUACAUUCCAAGUUAAAUGUGUAUAAAAUACUUCAUUUUCACUAUCAUUAGGAUUAUCACCAUGACACAUUCAGUAUUACCUACUAGUCCCAUGCUCAUUUAUGCGCAAUUUUGUAUCUUCAUUUAUACUAUAUAGAUGGUUAUAUUCACUUACUCUCCGGUUUGUGCUUACAAAAUAUUUGACGGUUUAACAAUAAUAGUACACUGAAAUUAGUAACAUAGAAAAAUAACAGGAAUUUCCAACAAUCUCUGUGUUUGUUUCCUUAUUCCCAUCAACUAUGCCACAUAUACAUUUCAUUUUGGUUUAGUUUAUAGGGAAAUUUUAUUGUGUUUUCUUAUUUCACAAUAAUAAGAAUAAGAGUAAUACUGUUCAUAUCAAGUUCUUUAACAUGUCUAUUGUGAUCUUUAUGUAUUUUGUCUUGUAGUAGCCUCAUGCUAUGUUUCAGGUUGAGAGCUGUUGAGUUGUAACAGUGUUUCCUUACAAUUGUAAAACAAAGUGUACAAAAGUUAACUAUUGUGCAAAAAAUGGAAUAGCUUAAAAGAUUACACAAGUUCUGACGAAGUAAAUGAGAUAUUACAUUAAUAUCACAACUAUAAUAAAAUAAUAUUGUAGAAGACUCUAAAA